CAACAGCUUAACAUAACAGACAGAACAGCCCUCACUAACACAACAAAAGUAGAACAUACAGAGAAGAGGAAUAAGGAGAACAGGAAAGAACCCAACACACCGAAAAAUAAUAGUUGCUAAGCCCAUUUCAAAUACUACAACAGUAACAACUAACAAGUGGCAAAACGAACAGCGUCCGACUUUACAGGCGUCAUUACCUGAUUGAACCCUAAAACUUCAGAAUAACAACCGACACACUGAAAAAUGUCAAAAACCUAGGAACUUCAAAAUCAAUCCACCAAAGUGAUGAUGGAUUGGAGGAAGUUGAGCUCAUACGCAAAAUCGAAGUGGAUAUCCACGGUGGCGAGCACAUGGAUUCAGUGCAGCAGCGGAUCACUCUACACUUUCUCAAUCUAUUCCCAAACCCUAAAGUCAACGCUGCACUACGAUCAGUCAACUCUCACCACUGUGUCCGUCUGGAAGGACGUAGGGAUCAACGCCGGUGUCCUUUGCGGCCUUCUCUACGACUUCGCUGCGCGCCGAACAGCUAACGGGCCCUGGCUGAUCCACUUAUUGGGCUCGGCCCAAUGCUUCUUGGGCUAUUUCCUCAUGUGGGCAGCGGUUGCGGGCGUUAUCGCGCCGGUGCCCGUGCCUGUCAUGUGCCUAUUCAUGUACGUGACAGCCCAGGCUCAGGGCUACUUCAACACUUCCAAUGUUGUCACCGGCGUCCACAACUUCCCUGACUAUAGGGGAACCAUUGUGGGCAUCAUGAAGGGAUUUCUUGGUCUCAGUGGAGCAAUACUAGUUCAAGUGUAUAGGACAAUAUUCAACAACAAGCCUAAAGCAUAUCUUCUGAUGCUAGCUCUCUUGCCGCCGAUAAAUACUUUGCUGCUUAUGUGGUUUGUAAGAAUCCACAACACCCGAGAGGGCGACGAAAGGAAAUAUCUAAACAUGUUUUCUUCCAUGGCUGUGGUUGUCGCUGCAUAUCUAAUGACUGUUAUAAUCCUGGAGAACAUCCUUAGAGUGCCAUUAAUUAUCCACGUGCUCAUGCUGAUUUUGCUCAUUGUGUUGCUAGCCUCACUUCUUUGUAUUGCAAUUCAAGCACAUGAGGAGACCCUUGCCAAUACCUCGGAAAAUUUUCAUGAUGAGAGAUCCCAACUAAUUGUGGAGCAAGUGUCCUCAGAAUCAGAUACUAACAAACAGAGGACUCUGCAACUGGGAGGAAACUUGAACCUUUUGCAAGCAGCACAAACUCUAAACUUUUGGAUUUUGUUUUUGUCUGUGGCAUGUGCCAUGGGAUCAGGACUUGCAACUAUUAAUAAUAUCAGCCAAAUAGGGGAAUCCCUCGGUUACACCGUGCGCGAGACAGAUUCCUUAGUUUCAUUGUGGAGCAUUUGGAACUUCGCUGGGCGUUUCGGAGGUGGUUAUAUCUCGGAUCACUUCUUACACACAAGAGGAUGGGCAAGACCUUUGUUUAUGGUCAUCACCUUAAUGGUCAUGAGCAUUGGCCAUUUGAUUAUUGCUUCUGGAUUGCAGGGUGCUCUAUAUGUUGGUUCAGUUUUGGUGGGUAUCUGUUAUGGCUCUCAGUGGUCAAUAAUGCCCACAAUCGCUUCUGAGAUAUUUGGUGUGGGAAAUAUGGGUAGCAUAUAUAACACCAUUACAAUAGCAAGUCCUGUGGGAUCUUACAUAUUUUCAGUGAGAGUUGUUGGGUAUAUAUAUGACAAAGAAGCAUCAGAGGGAAACAUUUGCAUUGGAACUCAUUGUUUCAUGUUGUCUUUCCUUAUAAUGGCAUCUGCCACUGUUUUGGGUUCUCUGGCAGCUCUUGGUUUGUUUUUCCGGACAAGAAACUUCUAUGGUCAGGUUGCACAUAGAAGAAUUCAGAACAUCCUGUAAUGGUGUGAAGAGAAUCAGGGAGCUGUACAUAUAUUAUGUCCAUUCCAUAUAUACUUCGUACUCCUCAAAUUAAAUCUCUCUCUUUUUUAUUCAUUGAAAAUUAUUAUAUUUUGAUAUAAAUGUAUUCAGAUACAUCAACUUUUUAAUAAAUCUAGAAAUACAGAGAGAGAGAGGAGAUUGUUAAUUUUUAAUCAAUGGUGAGCUAUAAUUUCUGUAUAUUUAGGCUAUUACUUUGUAUAA
Arachis duranensis is the source of this 2112-nucleotide messenger RNA. Its product is annotated as protein NUCLEAR FUSION DEFECTIVE 4. The coding region runs from base 286 to 1872 and encodes 528 amino acids. NCBI's taxonomy places the organism in Eukaryota, Viridiplantae, Streptophyta, Magnoliopsida, Fabales, Fabaceae. The transcript has 3 exons. The record is from RefSeq and is a predicted model, not a curated record. Gene Ontology annotation, cellular component: membrane. Gene Ontology annotation, molecular function: transmembrane transporter activity. Gene Ontology annotation, biological process: transmembrane transport.